GAACCCUCGUCGGAUUCGGAGGUCUCGUUUCACCACCGGGUCGUGUUCCUCCUGAUGCUGUUUCGUCGUGAGGAAAUAAAAAUGUUUAGUUUGUUGCUUUGUUUGUAGCAAUAUUUACGUGUUACAUAUUGUGUGAAGCUGUAGAUUGCUGUUGACCUCACUCGGAUCUGUUUCGAUCAUCGAACGAGCAGCUUUGUUUUAAGUUGUGAGGGAGGUUUUGUCGUAAACAUGGCUCCGACGAUCCAAACUCAAGCUCAACGGGAAGACGGCCACAGCAGGCCGUCGUCUCACAGAACCGUGCCAGAGAGGUCGGGAAUCGUCUGCCGAGUGAAGUACUGCAACAGCUUGCCCGACAUCCCAUUUGAUCCCAAAUUCAUCACCUAUCCGUUUGAUCAGCACAGGUUUGUCCAAUAUAAAGCCACCUCUCUAGAGAAACAACAUAAACAUGAGCUCCUGACGGAACCAGAUCUUGGGGUCACCAUUGACCUCAUCAAUCCAGACACCUACCGCAUCGAUCCCAAUAUUCUUUUGGACCCUGCUGAUGAAAAACUGUUGGAAGAGGACAUCCAGGCUCCAUCCGGUUCCAAAAGGUCACAGCAGCAUGCCAAGGUUGUGCCAUGGAUGAGGAAGACAGAAUAUAUUUCCACAGAGUUUAACAGAUACGGUGUUUCUAACGAGAAAGUUGAAGUCAAGAUUGGCGUGUCUGUCAAACAGCAGUUUACAGAAGAAGAGAUCUACAAGGAUAGAGACAGUCAGAUUUCUGCCAUUGAGAAGACGUUUGAGGAUGCACAGAAAUCGAUCACGCAGCACUACAGUAAACCCAGAGUCACUCCUGUGGAGGUCCUGCCUGCGUUCCCUGACUUUAAGAUGUGGAUCAACCCAUGCGCUCAGGUUAUCUUUGACUCUGAUCCUGCACCUAAAGAUAUAUCAGGGCCACAAGGUGUGGAUAUGAUGUCUCAAGCCAUGAUCAGAGGAAUGAUGGACGAGGAAGGAAAUCAGUUUGUGGCCUACUUCUUACCUAAUGAGGAAACACUGCGCAAGCGGAAGAGAGACUGUGAUGAAGGGCUGGAUUAUAUGCCUGAGGACCUGUAUGAUUAUAAGAUUGCAAGGGAAUACAACUGGAAUGUCAAGAACAAAGCCAGCAAAGGCUACGAGGAGAACUACUUCUUUAUCUUCAGAGAUGGCGACGGGGUUUACUACAACGAGCUGGAGACUAGGGUACGCUUGAGCAAGAGGAGAGCCAAGGCUGGAGCACAGUCCACUACAAAUGCCGUGCUGGUGUGUAAGCACAGAGAUAUGAAUGAGAAGGAACUGGAAGCCCAGGAGGCUCGCAAAGCUCAGCUGGAGAACCAUGAGCCAGAAGAUGAGGAGGAAGACAUGGACAAAGAUAUACAGGACUCUGGUGACGAGAAAGAGAAGGGCAGUGGCAGCGAGGCAGAGAACUCUGGCAGUGAAUCUGAGAGGGAGGAGGAAGACCAGGAGCAGAGCGGUGAAGAAGACGAAGAGGAUGAGGACAGUGGGAAGAGGAAGAGGAAGGCAAGCGGCAGUGGGAGCGAGAGCGGCGAGGAGAGGACCCGAGAGAUGCGAGACGAGGAAGAGAUCUUUGGAAGUGACGAUGACAGCGAUGACAAUGAGCCCAAGAACUCGGCCAGGAGCAGUGGGGAGGAAGGCAGCGGAAGCGAGGAUGAAGCGGAGAACAGGAGGAGCCACAGCGCCUCUCCAGCACACACUGACCACAGCAGUGACCACUCAGAAACCCAUGCCCAAAGUGGAAGUGAGAGGGGAUCCGACUCCUCUGAGGCCAGUGACAGUGAUUAAGAUUUGCAGCAAGCUUAAACUCCAUGUUCAGCUCAAAAACUGGUCUAUCUCACCCCUUCACUGAGCCUAUAAUAUUAUCGACAUCUGUUGCUUCUUGAUAAUUGAAAAUGUGUGCGAAAUAUUCUUUCCAUUUGAACUCGAUCUGUCUCUUUUUACUCAAGUUAUUAUUUGUAGAUUUAAAUCACACAGUAGUAGCUGUAUUUUUUUUUUUCACCACUGUAAGAUCAUGUAAAAAUGUCUUUGUUCUCUUUAUGUAUGACCUACUAUACUGGUACAGCUUUUGAAAUGGAUAAUAAAUCGCUAGAUACA
Molecule: messenger RNA, 2127 nt
Organism: Girardinichthys multiradiatus
Lineage: Eukaryota; Metazoa; Chordata; Actinopteri; Cyprinodontiformes; Goodeidae
Gene: paf1
Product: PAF1 homolog, Paf1/RNA polymerase II complex component
Exons: 14
Coding region: 229-1818 (529 amino acids)
Biological process (GO): transcription elongation by RNA polymerase II
Cellular component (GO): Cdc73/Paf1 complex
Molecular function (GO): chromatin binding; RNA polymerase II complex binding
Source: RefSeq, a predicted model, not a curated record